Molecule: messenger RNA, 822 nt
Organism: Pyrenophora tritici-repentis Pt-1C-BFP
Lineage: Eukaryota; Fungi; Ascomycota; Dothideomycetes; Pleosporales; Pleosporaceae
Source: RefSeq, a predicted model, not a curated record
AUGUCAAUAAUAGCAUCUCCCCGGCCCAGCUCCUCGGUUCGCAGCCCUUCCUUGACCCGCACCUCAAUCGACAGUAGUUCUUCGCACCGGCCUCCCCAAGCCAUACGUCGCAACCGCGCCGCCCUCCGCGAAUUCUACGGCCUCAAAAACGGGCCUAGAGAUGGAACGCCCGAUGCAAGAAUAUCCGAAGAGCCGUCAAGAUCGCAGGUAGCACUCGAUGAUGAGGAGACGCUGACGGAGCUGGAUUCUGCCGACUUCAAUGCCGAAGCAUUCGUCGAAGCUCUACUUGCGAAAGAGGGUCUAAAAGGCGUGUUAAAGGUGGAAGCCGACUUGAUAUCACAGAUCAGGAAUCUUGAUAGCGACCGCAAAUCCCUCGUCUAUGACAACUACUCCAAACUUCUGUCUGCUACCAGCACAAUCCGACGAAUGCGCGGUAACAUGGAUCCUCUCGCGCCCACCACCCACACGCUCGGUCCUGCCAUCUCGCACAUUGCCGAAACAGCCGCUUCAUUAUCUUCGUCAUUGCAUGAGAUACCUCAACCGAAAGAAGAGGGCCUGGGAAUUAGCAUCAAUGUCGAACAAGACCAGGGAGACAAAACCGAGGCAGAGAAGAAGAAGAAGAGACAAAAGGAUACUGUCAAAUGGGUGCUAGACACGCCAAGGCGACUGCAAGAGUUGAUUGACCAAGAGCAAGAUGAGGAGGCGGAGAAGGAAUGGGAGGAGGUUAGCAAGAUACUGGACAAGUGGAAAGGUGUUGCAGGUGUGGAAGAGCUUAGGGAACGAUGUGAAGAAAUUAUGGAGGAAGAGGAAGAGUCUGACUGA